AUGGAGGAUGUAGUGGCUUAUGUGGAAGUGUGGUCAGCCAAUGGAACAGAAAAUUAUUCAAAGACAUUUACAAACCAACUUGUGGAGAUGGGGGCAAAGGUCUCAAAAACUUUUAACAAGCACGUAACUCACGUUGUGUUCAAAGACGGAUACCCACGCACCUGGGACAAAGCCCGAGAGAGAGGCAUCAAGCUCGUCUCUGUGCUCUGGGUCGAAAAGUGCAGGACGGCCGGGGCGCACGUCGACGAGGCCCUGUUCCCUGCGGCGAACACCCACGAACACCUGCCCUGCCUCAUUAAAAAAAAACAUAGGUGUAUGCAGCCCAAAGAUUUUACUCCUAAAACACCAGAAAAUGAUAAGAGACUUCAAAAGAAAUUUGAGAAAAUGGCUAAUGAGCUACAAAAGCAAAAAACAACAUUAGAUAACGAUGUCCCUGUCCUCUUGUUUGAGUCCAAUGGUGCCUUGAUGUACAGCCCCACAGCGACCGCGUACAGAGGGCGUCACCGCGCCAUGGAGCAGAGGCUGCAGGAGAUGAAGGAGAAGCGGGCAAACCUCUCCCCGACCUCUUCCCAGAUGAUGGAAAAGUCUUUCGAUAACCCAGCUCACGCCUCCUGUGAAGCUUCUUUGAAUAUCUCACAUGACACUUUGUGUUCAGAGGACUCCUGGGCUGGCGGCCUGCAGUCAUCUUUUGACGAUCCUUGUGGAGCCUCGGGGCAUGGGGAUCCGGAGAGGAAAUUGGGAGGACCCGCUGACGACACUGGAAGCCCCCUGUGUGCUUCGUCACCGGCAUUGGAAAGGAGCAGCGUUCGCUCACCCGCGUCUCCCAGGUACCUCGGCCGGCUAGCACCUCAGAUGCCUGAGCGCCAUCAUGCGGAGGAGGACGCGGGUUGGCAGACGAACCCUGCCGGCGUGGCGGCCACCCCUGACCAGCAGCCUCCGGGAACUAAAGGCCACCAUCUGGGACCCACAGCCAGGAGCUCCUCCGCGAAGAGAAAGCGCCCAUUGGAGCACACCCACGCGCCCCCCGAGGGGGGGCCAAAGAAGCCCAAGUGCGGCCGGAAGUCUGCUGUGCGGCUGUUCCCCUCCCCCAGGGUCCAGGCCCCGGCCAGCCCUGCCUUGGGGACUCCUCCUGGGGGCACGUCCUCCUAUGAGGAUUACUUCUCACCAGACAACCUCCGGGAGAGGAGCCUGGGGACUCUCCCUCCAGGGCUGCAGUCACCUCCCGGCCCUGCCCACCCCCCUUGCAGAGCCGGGCUCUCCCGGCGGGAGCGAGCCAGCAUCCUGGGCAUGUCCGACUUCUCCUGCCUGGGCAAGGACCCCAGCUUGGUCCCCGCUACCAGUGCCACUGCCCAGGCCAGCCCAGGGCUUCAUGCACCUGCAAGUGGGGGGUCCCACGCACCUGUCCCAAGGAACAUGCCUGCUGCUGAGGCCACUCCGGGGCGCGGCCCCCCUGAGGAUGCUCAGAGAGGAGAUGGGGGCCCGGAGGAACACCACGGGGCCGGCACCCCUGGCAGCAAGGAGAGCGGGGACCCGGCGGACGUGAGGCGCCCGCGGGAAGAGGACGCCACCUCUGGACGGUUGAGUUCCCCUGCAGGUGUCAGGCCUGGACCGGCGAGGCAGGAUGUCCCGGAAGGCACCCAGGAAGCCCGUGAGGACCUUGCCAGACCCGCGGCCACGAAGAAGAGAGCGAGAGGCCCCAAGCCAGUGAGAACAUUGGUCAUGACCAGCAUGCCCGCUGACAAGCAGAGCAUCGUCACCCGGGUGGUGGCCAAACUGAAAGGCUUCUCGUUGGCCCGAGAAGUGUGUGAGAGCACCACCCACGUGCUGGCCGGGCAGGCGCUGCGCACCCUCAACGUGCUGCUGGGCCUGGCCCGCGGCUGCUGGAUCCUCUCCUACGAGUGGGUCCUGUGGUCUUUGGAGCUGGGUCACUGGAUUUCUGAGGAGCCCUUCGAACUCUGCGACUCCUUUCCCGCAGCUCCGCUCUGCCGCCAGGAGCGCCACCUGUCCGCGGGGCAGUACCAGGGGACGCUGUUCGCCGAUCAGCCCACGAUGUUCAUCUCACCAGCCAGCGACCCCCCCAGAGCUAAGCUGUGGGAGCUGGUCCUCCUGUGUGGGGGUCGGGUCACCGGGGUCCCUCGCCAGGCCAGCCUCUUCAUCGGGCCCUGCCAGGGGAGGAGGAAGGAGACCGUCACGUACCUGUCGGAGAAGUGGAUCCUUGACUCGGUGACCCAGCACACAGUCUGUGCCUUCGAGGACUACCUGCUGCGGCAGUGACACCGCCCGCACCUGAGGCGGCUCCGUCCGAUGCUCCCGAGACCGGAGUCCAUGGGAGGAGCCCCCAGAGGGCCGUCCCGCCGCCGCCUGCAUCCCCCCGUGGCCCCGCGUCCGGAGGCCGGGCUGCCCGGGCACCUGUGUCUGGCAGUGGCCGUGGUCAGAGCUCCAGACCGUGGUCUCUCGCCUGGUAAAUAAAGAGUGUGACCGGUUCAUGGUCUCGUUGCAGA
This is a messenger RNA of Myotis davidii, 2501 nucleotides long. RefSeq names its product microcephalin 1 (gene MCPH1). Lineage: Eukaryota; Metazoa; Chordata; Mammalia; Chiroptera; Vespertilionidae. The record is from RefSeq and is a predicted model, not a curated record. Gene Ontology annotation, biological process: mitotic cell cycle; cerebral cortex development. The transcript has 14 exons. Bases 1 to 2274 code for a protein of 757 amino acids.